Molecule: messenger RNA, 2245 nt
Organism: Westerdykella ornata
Lineage: Eukaryota; Fungi; Ascomycota; Dothideomycetes; Pleosporales; Sporormiaceae
Product: alpha 1,2-mannosyltransferas-like protein Smp3
Exons: 4
Coding region: 300-1862 (520 amino acids)
Biological process (GO): GPI anchor biosynthetic process
Cellular component (GO): endoplasmic reticulum membrane
Molecular function (GO): alpha-1,2-mannosyltransferase activity
Source: RefSeq, a predicted model, not a curated record
AAUCCACAAUCCAUCCACGCAGCUUGUUCUUAUUCUUUAUUUAUAUAUACUCGCUGCUUGCACACAAACAUGUAGUCCGCGACGUUGCCGCUGCUGUCCUUGAUUUCUUCCUACCUGCCCUUCUUUCCUCUCCUUCUCCCCUGGCCCCAGCAAGCUGUACUCUGUCGCACCACCCCUUGGCCACGAUUGCAACUCUGCUCUCACCUUCACCUUCGCUCCACCACCUCUGGGACCUGCGACAGCACCAUGCUCCUGUGUGACCUCCGCUGCAAGCAGAGCACACCCAUCUCACACACAUCAUGUGGCGGAGAAGCUACUUUCUGUUGAUCCUGGUGCGCAUCUACUUCGCCCUGUCUCCCAGCUAUCUCCACCCCGAUGAGAACUUCCAGGGCCCCGAGGUCGUCGCAGGACGCGUCUUCUCCUACCCCGUACACCAGACGUGGGAGUUCACCUCGGACCACCCCAUUCGCAGCACCUACCCGCUCUGGAUCGCAUACGGUUGGCCCAUGUACCUCUUGCGCUGGCUCUGGGAAGGCUUUGGAUAUGGAGACGUCCCUCCAUCCGUCGUAUACUGGACUCUGCGCGUGCUGAUGCUCACGCUGAGCUUCGUGCUGGAAGACUGGGCCAUCCAGGAGCUCGUUCCCUCGCCGCGCACUCGCCGCAUCGCCGUACUUCUCGUCGCCUCGUCCUAUGUCACCUGGACCUUUCAGACACAUACCUUCUCCAACAGCCUCGAGACGCUGCUGGUCAUUUGGAGCCUGGUGCUAAUCCAGCGGAUCGUCCAAGACAAGAAGCGAUCCAGCGUCUUAGCCUCCUCCAUCUUGGGCAUUCUCGCCGUCACGGGCAUCUUCAACCGCAUCACCUUUCCGGCCUUCUUGCUGCUCCCUUCCCUCCGUCUUCUGCCACAUUUCCAGCGCAAGCCAUUCUCCCUCGUCUUCAUCGUCAUCUUCGCGUUGCUCACUGCCUAUAUUGCAAUCAGCGUCGACACUGCCUUCUACACGUCCGAGGAGUUUGCAUUUUCCAAAGUCUUCCAGGGUCCCGUCAUCACUCCUCUCAAUAACUUCCUGUACAACUCUCAGUCUUCAAACCUCGCUCAGCAUGGCAUCCACCCACGCUACCAACACUUCCUCGUCAAUCUUCCCCAGCUUAUCGGCCCUGCCUUCCCUCUUAUCUUCCUCCCCGCUCUCCGCUCCUCCUACAUGAGCCUCCCCAUGCUCUCCGCUCUAUCAGGCGUUGCUCUUCUUAGCGUCUUUCCUCACCAAGAAGCCCGCUUCCUUCUCCCCGCUGUCCCCUUGAUCCUCUCAUCCGUCCGCCUCCCCCGCCCUCCGCACGCAAAGCUUUGGAUAUCGGCAUGGAUCCUGUUCAACGCCGCCCUAGGCGUCCUCAUGGGAGUAUACCAUCAAGGCGGCAUCGUCCCCGUGCAAACCCACAUCGCAAGGACCAACGAAUCCGUCUCCCAUGCCUUCUGGUGGAAGACCUACAGUCCGCCAACCUGGCUCCUGAACGGCAAGAACGAAGAACUCAAAACCAUCGACCUGAUGGGUAUACCGGGCGCACAGAUGCUCAAGCAGCUCGAGACCGCGCUUCCGCACUGCCGGACUCGCCGGCCUCCUUCCAUAGCACACGAAUCCGUGUAUCUUGUUGCGCCUCGGUCGGCAUAUUUCCUGCAGAGGUUUGAAGAUCCGAGGGGCGAGGAGGAGAUAAGGCUCCAGGAGGUGUGGAGCUAUCCCCGGCAUAUCAAUCUGGAUGAUAUGGAUUUUGCGGAAGAUGGAGUAUGGAAGACGUUGGGGAGGGUGGUGGGGGAUAGGGGGUUGGUGAUCUGGCGGGCGACGAGGAAUUGCUGGGGGAAGGCGCAGUCGUGAGGAAAUCAUUUGGUGAUCCUUUGAUCUGAUGGGAGGGUGAUGGUGGGGAAACAGAAAAGACUAUUUGGCGUUUUAUUCUGGGGGAUAUGGCGAUAUCGAGGCUCAUAUAUUCCUGCACUUCUGGGAUGGCUCAUUUUCUGGAGCCUCAGGUUUUCCUUGUUUCCUUUGUCAUUUCUCACUUUUGAUACCCGACACAUUUUUCUGCCUAUGGGAUGAGAUGGCCAGUCAACCGGCCACCUUGAUAAAUCUAAUUUUCUUCGGCUUUUUCGAUGGCGGUGUUACUGAAGACAAGCGACAAGCUGUGGUGAUGAUGAGAGACGUGCGGGAGGGAGAUGUCAAUUAUAGAACUUCCCAUAUACCAAGUGGCCAACUGGCAAAGAGUG